AUGUCCUACCUCGGCACUCAAAGAUUUCCUUACGAGCUCGAGUUCCCCAUCGAUGACUCCGAUAUUGAAGAUCCCCGACGCUACCAAGAAGGCGGAUUCCACCCAAUCGUUCUUGGUGACCGACUCGGCCCUUGCUCCAACGGCCGCUUUCGCGUUGUCAACAAGCUCGGCGCCGGCGGCUACGGCACCGUCUGGCUGUGUCAAGACACCCACCACAAGCCUAUCACCCGGUACUCCUAA
Molecule: messenger RNA, 240 nt
Organism: Neurospora tetrasperma FGSC 2508
Lineage: Eukaryota; Fungi; Ascomycota; Sordariomycetes; Sordariales; Sordariaceae
Exons: 2
Coding region: 1-240 (79 amino acids)
Source: RefSeq, a predicted model, not a curated record